Messenger RNA from Brettanomyces bruxellensis, 1524 nucleotides. RefSeq lists its product as uncharacterized. The transcript has a single exon. The record is from RefSeq and is a predicted model, not a curated record. The coding region runs from base 1 to 1524 and encodes 507 amino acids. Lineage: Eukaryota; Fungi; Ascomycota; Pichiomycetes; Pichiales; Pichiaceae.
AUGUCAAGACAUUUUCUUCAAGGAAUAGGAGGCCAUCUGAGCUCUUAUAACCAUGGGUCAGUAGAACGAAGGGAAAGUGGAAAAGACCAGGCUAACAAUAACUCAUCUCAGGAACAGGAGCAACAGGAAAGGCCGUACAACACAAUACAGGUUCAUAAAAGGCAGAAUUUCAGGAAACAAGUGCAAGAACCACCUCAUAACAGUCGUAGUGCACAGAAAAAGAAUAUUUUCGCUCGAGGCAGAUUUGUGUCUUCUGCAGAGCUGGAGGAUGCAUCUUCGUCUUCUUCAUAUGGUACCGAACGCAGCGAGUUUAUACAUGGAAAGAGCCAGCCGGAUUCAAGGAGCCUGGCAGAAAUAUCAGGUGCACGGGUGAACAAUUCUGGAAAUACGGCCGGAAAAGCUUAUGAUGCCGAGCAGACAAAUGCAGACACAUCCCGUUAUUCUGCGGUUAGCACAAACACAACAUCAACAGGAAAGGUGGCGGACGCAAUUAUUAGGAGAAGCACGGAUUCCGCGGAGGACUGUGAUUAUAAAAUAUUCAACACAUCAAGGCCGAUGAGGCUUUCCAAGGUUCGAGCACUAGAGGAGGCAGAAGUCACAUCAAAGUUAUAUUUCAGGCAAAAGCAAGAUGAUCUCUACGAAGAAAGCGAAGUUUCUAACGAGGAGGCUAUGUUCCAGGGGCGAGAACAAAUACCGAAAGUGGCAUAUGUGAAAACAAGACACAAACUGGCUCAUGGCAGUAAAGAACUAACCGUUAGCACAGGACGGCUUUGGAAGCGGAAACGGAAAAGCUGGUUUUCCGGUGGCAGAGAGAGAAAGGAGAUGGCAAAUAAUAAUGCAGACGGGUUAGAUGAAGGAAACGGACAAGAAACAGAAACAAACAUGGAAACAUACGAAAAGCAAUCCCCGGAAGAGAAAGCAGAAGCUGAUAUAUUGGUUCAGUUACCAGAGCUCUCUAAAGCAGAGACAAGACGUCUGAUGCAGCAGGACUGUGUUGACAUGGAUCUUGAAAAUUACUACAUGAAUGAUGAUAUUGAUGAACGAGACUGGCCGUUUCCACAAACAGAGGCCCAGAAAAGGUUGAAUGCGAUGAAAAGAGCACUGAAACCGCUGAACGAGAAGGAGAUGGUGGAGCAAAGACUGAGAAGAUCGAGACUUCCGAAAGUUUUCCAAAAUACAGGCGAGUUUCUUAGCAGGCUGAGCCUGCGAGAGCUGGAGUACUGGGAAAUGAUGAAUGAGCAAUUUGAUGAUGAGAUGGACUCAAUGAUUUCCGGAAAAGAUGGCAUAUCGGGAAAUGGACCUGCUGAUGAUAACCAGGAGAACAGCAUGGAAUCCAGAGAGGCUCGUGUUACGCAAAAAAAAGAGCAGAAACUGGAUUUCAUCGAUGUGCCGUUUGAUGCAUUAUAUGGUCUGCAUAUUGACCAUGACAUGACAUCAGCAGUCACUGCUGAUCUCCGAAGAAGGAUUAAGGAAGACAUUCAAUUUGAUGAUGAGGUUCUUGAUCUGAAAUUGCAGGAUGACUGA